AUGCACAUCCCCAUGUCACCACCGCUUGCGCGGCAGCUCGCCGAUAACGCUGCACCGACCGACGUCGAGCGGGCCAACAAGCUCGUCUUCAUCGACGGCAAGCGCGGGCGGGGCGGUGUGCAUUGGCACGCGUCGUGUCAUUGCUGCGCGAUGAAGCACCGGACGCGCGACUGUCCCGACUUGCGCCGGGCCCUCGAGAACGGCACGGCAACCUGCUCGUUCUCGCUACCUCGCUUCACGAGCUAUGUCUCGACCGAGACGUCGCGGCUUUGGUGCUCGCCCUGCGACUUUUGCGACAAGAGAGGUCACCGCGUGGCCCGCUGCGACGCGCUCAGGUCUGCGAUCAAGUCGCGGACCUUGCCACAGUCGUACGCGAUUCCAGUGGGGCUCUGCUGCGCCUACUGCGCGCGCUUGGGUCUCAUCGAGACCGACCAUGGCGUCGCAACAUGCGCGCUUCUUGUCGAGCACUGCUGCGACGACUUGGUGUCGCCGGCCUUUGUCGCACCCAAGCACUUUGUCUUUGCGACGUCGACAGACCCGCCAGCCUUGCGCGUGUUCGAGCGCCGGCGCAACGCAAUCUGCUCGUACUGCGGCGUCGCGGAUCACCGCGCGUGCGUGUGCGAUCUGCUGCGCCGCCACGUCGGCGCUGGCUGCGUCCGCCCGACGUAUCGUCUGAAGCGCGACGGCGGUGCUUGCACGACCUGCGCCCAUGGGACACUCACGUAUGUGGCCCAUGCAUCGACGCAGUGCCCGCUCCAGGGGCCUGACGACGACGAUGCGCACGUCCAACGCAAGCGGUCCGCGGCAAUGGUGCCUGUCAAGACAUUGACCAAGAUGCAAAAGACACAACGCAAGUAG
Saprolegnia parasitica CBS 223.65 is the source of this 858-nucleotide messenger RNA. RefSeq lists its product as hypothetical. The transcript has 2 exons. The record is from RefSeq and is a predicted model, not a curated record. Lineage: Eukaryota; Oomycota; Saprolegniomycetes; Saprolegniales; Saprolegniaceae. Bases 1 to 858 code for a protein of 285 amino acids.